Messenger RNA from Penicillium macrosclerotiorum, 5889 nucleotides. RefSeq names its product fatty acid synthase subunit beta. Gene Ontology annotation, molecular function: [acyl-carrier-protein] S-malonyltransferase activity; fatty acid synthase activity; enoyl-[acyl-carrier-protein] reductase (NADH) activity. The coding region runs from base 1 to 5889 and encodes 1962 amino acids. Gene Ontology annotation, biological process: long-chain fatty acid biosynthetic process. The transcript is spliced from 5 exons. Gene Ontology annotation, cellular component: fatty acid synthase complex. The record is from RefSeq and is a predicted model, not a curated record. Lineage: Eukaryota; Fungi; Ascomycota; Eurotiomycetes; Eurotiales; Aspergillaceae.
AUGACUUCACUGCGGGGAACCAAUGAUCAAUCUCAAUCCUCUGGAGAGUGCACACCCGCAAGUAUAGAGUUCUCCCAAAUCAUUUUCUCCCUGCAAUACGGGGAGACUGUGGUGUCAUUUCCCAUAAAUACCCAUGUUGCUUCCAUACUUCAUCCCUACAAAAUCCAUUUCUUGGAGGAGCUGUCGAGACGAGCAGUUGGCGAGGAUGAACAUACCGUUCCCCUAUCAAGAGUCACUCUAGCUCUACGGUUCUUGCGGUACUUGAUGGACCAAUGCACCUCCAUCGACACAACUAAUACAAUCCUUCGGGCUUUUGAAGAACAGUUCAUGGCUUGCUUUGAUAUUCACAGCAUGGUUGCUGGAACAUCAGAUCCCUUAGCUGCUAGAAGGCAAGCGUUGGGAGAUUAUUUCUCGGCCGUGGAAUAUACAUCGAGCACUCCUAAGCCGGCAAAGAGCGCUCUCUUCCAAUCCGCACAUGUUGGUAUCUCCAAACUUCUGGUCGUGUUUGGAGGCCAGGGCCCGGCCAACGCCUCCUGCGUAAAGGAGUUACGAACAUUGAGUACAACUUAUCGCUAUCUUUUGAGGCGUCUGAUUGUCAGAGUCACCCCGCUACUCACAUCGCUAUGUCAACACCCCGAUACGAAACAGUUCUUCGCGGGUCGAAUGAUCAAUCUACAGAGCUGGCUCACUGAUAAUGGAGAGCUCCCCGACGAUGCUUUCCUGGGUUCAGCCCCUGUGAGCUUUCCCAUUAUUGGGCUCCUCGACCUAGCCCAUUACUGCGUGACUUGCCAGAUCUUGAAUAAAACUCCUGGCGAAGUGGCUGCAUCUUUCCAUGGAGUAUCAGGGCAUUCGCAAGGGAUCGUGGUGGCAGCAGCGGUUUCCAAGUCAAGCUCAUGGGACUCAUUCUACGCGAACGCUUGUCUUGCGGUGGAGAUACUAUUCUGGAUUGGAUUCGAAAGUCACCUGCAUGCACCUUCUUCUUUUAUUUCGGUUGAUACACUUCAAGACUCUGUGACGAGCGGAGAAGGUCAGCCGUCGCCGAUGCUAUCUGUCAGAGGGUUCGAGCAAAUUGCCUUGGACGAUAUUCUGCGACAGUGCAACACCCACCUUCCGCUUAACAGCCAGGUUCAUAUCGCUCUGGCCAACUCAAGGUCUAAUUUUGUGGUCGCGGGUCCCCGGGCCUCUCUCUGUGGUCUUUGCAAAUUUCUUCGAGACGUAGUCGUUUCACCCGAUGAAGACCAAACCAGGAUCCCAUUCAGCCAACGAAAACCUGUUGUCUCGUACCAAUUUCUCCCUAUUAGCGCCCCUUUUCAUACGCCUUAUCUGAGCCAAGCGGCCUCGAAGAUCAAGGAAAGGCUGCACGACAAGACCUUUACUGCUUGUGAGGCAAACAUUCCCCUGCUACACACAACCACUGGCGAAGUGAUCACUUCGGGAGGACAUGUCUCUAUCAUAGAGUCUCUCGUCGAUGCCAUCACUACUGGCUUUGCUGACUUUCCUAGGGUGCUGUCUCACCCUGAAACUUCACACUUUGUGGUAUUUGGCCUGGGACGCCUGGGGGAGCUGGUGAAACAGAAUCGUCAGGGUUAUGGUCAACGCAUUAUAUGCGGAAGUGAGACUGACGUGGUUAGUAGCGACACUGGAUCAAAAGCAGAACUCUUUUCAUCGAUUUUGCCAUCCCAUGAGCUUCCUUGGGGCAAAGAGUACGCACCGCAAUUACUUCGGACUCGCGAUGGGACACUGGCCCUCCACACAAAGCUCAGUCAUCUGCUGCGAGUUCCUCCGGUGCUCGUUGCCGGUAUGACACCGACUACAGCUCCAUGGGACUUUGUCGCGGCAGUGAUGAAUGCCGGAUACUACGCUGAACUGGCAGGUGGUGGCUACUACUCGGAUAGCGCUAUGGAGAAUGCAAUAAGAACCCUUGCUUCCGAGAUUUCUCCCGGGCGUGGAAUCACUGUGAAUCUCAUUUAUGUCAAUCCAGAGGCCAUAGCAUGGCAGACGCGUUUAGUUCGCAAGCUAAUUCACCAGGGCAUCCCCGUCGAUGGGAUCACAAUUGGUGCCGGUGUUCCCUCUCUCAGCGUUGCCCGGGGAUAUAUUGACGAUAUCGGUUUGAAACAUAUCUCUUUCAAACCUGGUUCUGUCAAUGCCAUCAUGGCCGUGCUGGAAAUUGCAGAUGAUCGCCCGGAAUUUCCGAUCAUUCUUCAGUGGACUGGAGGGCGAGGUGGUGGCCAUCACUCGUUCGAGGACUUCCACGCCCCCAUUCUGUCCACAUAUCAUGAAUGCCGGAAGAGAAAAAACAUAUUUCUCAUUGCUGGAAGUGGCUUUGGGGCUGGAGAGGACACAUAUCCGUAUAUCUCAGGGACUUGGUCCAGGCACUUUGGGUAUCCUGAGAUGCCUUUCGACGGAGUUUUGCUGGGUAGUCGCCUUAUGGUCUGCCGAGAAGCUCACACGAGCCCACAGGUUAAAAAGCUCAUCUGUGACACACCAGGUGUGGAAGACAGUGGUUGGGAGCGAACUUACAGUGGGAGUGCAGGAGGUGUGAUAACAGUUAGAUCUGAAAUGGGACAGCCGAUCCACAAAAUUGCUAAUCGCGGUGUGUCUCUCUGGGCUGAGCUCGACCAGACUGUCUUUGCUCUUUCACGCCCCAAAAUGGUCGAGGAGCUCAACAGAAGGAAAGAAUACAUCAUAUCUCGACUCAAUAGAGACUACGCAAAGCCAUGGUUUGGACGAGACGCGACUGGUGAUCCAAUUGAUCUUAUUGACAUGACGUACACGGCGGUUUUGAGGAGAAUGAUCCAGUUGAUGUACGUCAGCCACCAGAAGCGUUGGAUCCAUAGCUCAUACAUGCGUCUGGUCCACGAUUUUGCUCUGCGCGCUCUGAGUAGAGCUUCUACUCAUCCUGGCUCCUCCUUCAACAUCGAUGCACUGGAGGACCCUAAAGGCUUUCUUGAGUUAUUCACAUCACAUUUCACGAAGAGCAACGAUCGACAACUACAUCCAGAUGACGCAACUUUCUUCGUUCAGAGAUGCAAGGCCCGAGGCCAGAAACCUGUUAAUUUCAUCCCCAUUCUCGAUGAGAAUUUCGAGUAUUGGUUCAAGAAAGACUCACUCUGGCAGUCGGAAGACCUUGAAGCGGUUGUCGAUCAAGACGUUGAGCGAGUCUGUGUUUUGCAGGGUCCAGUCGCAGUUAGACAUUCUGUCGACCAAGAUGAGUCUGCACAUGAGAUCUUGAAGAACAUCUCAGACUUUCAUAUAAGCACUUUGCUUCUUGAAGGUUAUGCGAAUGACUUGACCCGCAUCCCGAAGACUGAGGACCCUGCUUCUACAUCCCCGCUCUCGCUUGGCCCACCGGACUAUGCUGAUGAGAGUACUGUUUGUACACAGUCCUUCUGUGCUCUUCCAGGUGACACCACGAAUUGGUUGGAUGUUUUCGCUGCCAAUUCGUUUGGAUGGAUCCAUGAUCUGCAGGUUGUGUUAAGGGAUUCUAAAGAUGUACAUACGCUCGCUGUAUUGCACCGAUCCGAUGUCGACAACAUCAUCAGCCUUCAUCUAUACCAGCCGAGCAACUUCACGGCCGGGCCAGCUACCUUGACCAUCCAGUAUAGACACAUAUCAACCGGUUUAUCUACAGCUCUGGAGGAGCUUACUAAUGAAAGAGAGGCUCGCAUCAAAUUGUUUUACAGCAAUCUAUGGCUCGGCUAUGAAAUGGAUACCAGCUCUCCCGAUGCGACAUUCACCGGACCACCCAUCACUCUGACUCAUGAUUUGAUUCACGAGCUAUGUGAGGCUUUAGGCUUCCUUCAUAUUCACAUCAGUGAAGACAAUGCUAUUCCCUUGGACGUUGCAAUUGUUGUUGCUUGGGAGGCGCUUGUCAAGCCUCUUCUGAUACCCGCUAUCAGUGGUGAUCUCCUUCGACUGGUACAUCGCAGUAACUCCAUCGAAUACUGUCCAUCAGCAAAGCCAUUCCAAUUGGGUGAUAUUCUGCAGUCUAGCUCUCAAAUUCAGAGUAUAAAUAUUGAAAAUACGGGAAAGUCGUUGGUGGUCAAAGCAAGCAUUGAGAGAAACGGGCUCCCUGUUGCAACGCUCACGUCCUCCUUCUUCAUGCAGGGCAUCUACUCUGAUUUCGAUGCCUGCUUUGAAAACAUUGUUGAGCCUGAAAUUGAGAUCACAAUAUCAACAAGUGUGGAGGAACAGGUUCUACGAUCGAGGCCUUGGCUCUCGUUGGAUGCACCCAAACUUAAUUUGGUUGGGAGGACACUAUCCUUCUACCUUACAACCUCCACUUCCUGGAGGAGCAAACAGGCAAUCGAGCGGUUGAAAAUCAGUGGAUCAGUGUUUCUCAAAGCAUGGAACGGCGAAAAAGAGGAAUUUGGACGAGUUUUCUACCAAGCUGUUGACUGCAAGGGAAACCCCGUACUCGACUUCUUGCACCGCAAAGGAGUGCCGGUGGCUGAGCGCAAGAUGUUGAAGGAACCCGUGCAAUUAUUCAACACCGCACAGGCCGUGCAAAUCCCUCUAUCUAAUGAGACUUACAGUCAAUUUUCCAAGGAUUUCAACCCAAUUCAUAUCUCUGGACUGUUUGCGGAGUAUGCAGAGCUACCAGGUACAAUUACCCACGGCAUGUAUACUUCUGCCGCUGUUCGGUCUCUAGUCGAACAGUCUGUAGCAGAUGGAGAUUCCCGGCGGUUCCGACGAUGGUCUUGCUCAUUCGUCGGAAUGGUCUUACCAGGCGAUCAACUGGAUGUACAGGUGGUCCAGCUCGGUCUUAUUGAAGGAAGACUUCUGUUGACCGUCACAGUGGUCAACUCUCGAACACAGGACCAGGUCCUUCACGCAGAGGCAGAAGUGGAACAGGCUCCCACAGUCUACAUCUUCACUGGACAAGGCAGUCAGUCCAUUGGUAUGGGAAUGGAGUCAUACAGGUCCAGUCCGGCAGCAAGGAAGGUCUGGGACAACGCGAAUCGGUUUUUGCUCGACAAAUUUGAUGGAUCAGUUGUCAAAGAGCCUAUCAUCAAAGAUUUGACGAGUGAGAGCAAGUCAUACACGUUUUCAGAUCCCCGAGGCUUGCUAUUUUCCACCCAAUUCGCACAGCCAAUCAUUGUGUUACUCGAACAGGCAGCCAUGGCCGACUUGAAGCAUCGCGGGGUCAUCCAGGAGGGUGCAGGCUUUGCCGGCCAUUCACUGGGAGAAUACGGCGCUCUGUCAUCCUUUGCUGAGUUCAUGCGCUUCGAGGAUCUGCUCCAGGUAGUGUUUUAUCGAGGACUCGCGAUGCAAUUGGCCAUCGAACGCGAUUCCCAGGGACACACCAAAUUCUCCAUGGUUGCUGUGAAUCCCGCACGCGUCGGAAAUUUCUUUACGGAACAGGUCUUGAAAAAUCUGGUGGAGAUGAUCACGACGACAACUGGUACACUUCUGGAAAUUGUUAACUUCAAUGUGGAAGGUGAACAAUAUGUCUGCGCAGGAACGCUGGAUAACCUCCAUGCCUUGGGGGCCACCCUCGAUUACAUCGCGAAGGCUCCAAAUGGCGCAUCCAUUUCUCGGCAGGUGGAGGAAAACGCUCAAUCAAGGGAAGGUCUCGGCGUCGUCUUGCGGAGUAUUGCCGAAUCCCAACAGCUGGCCAGUCCCAUCACUCUCCAACGCGGUACAGCCACGAUACCGCUACAGGGUAUCGACGUGCCAUUCCAUUCGGCGCAUCUACGUACCGGUGUGCCUUCCUACCGCAGUUUUUUGGAGGAACGAAUCCAGAACGGCGAUGUUAACCCUCAACGGCUGAUUGGGAAGUGGAUUCCCAACAUCACGGGCAAGCCAUUCUCAUUGAGCUCGGAGUACAUUCAGGAUGUCCAUCGGUUGACUGGCAGUCCCAUUCUGGCGGAGGUUCUGGCCGCUUAA